GCCAGCACAGGGCCCUCGUCGUCGCCUCCGUCGUCUGUCUGUCGUUCUCUCUUCAACUUCGAGCAGGGGGCCAGGAAAGCGCUGCCCAAUAUGAGUCAAGAUGCGGCAGAGCAGAACAUUCAGAUGUGGAAGAUCAAGAAGCUCAUCAAGAGCCUUGACUCGGCCAGGGGUGCUGGUACUUCCAUGAUCAGUCUGAUCAUUCCACCAAAGGAUCAAAUCUCGCGGGUGUCUGCUAUGUUGACGCAGGAGUACGGUACGGCGUCGAACAUCAAGUCGCGAGUCAACAGGUUGUCGGUGCUCGCGGCAAUUACGAGUACACAGCAAAGGCUAAAGCUGUACAAUCGAGUCCCGCCAAAUGGUCUCGUGCUCUUUGUGGGCACGAUCCUGACCGAUGAAGGAAAGGAAAAGAAGGUCUCGUUCGAUUUCGAGCCUCACAAGCCCAUCAACACGUCGCUAUACUUAUGCGACAACAAAUUCCACACGGAAGCCCUCCAAGAGCUCCUCGAGUCAGACUCGAAGUUCGGCUUCAUCGUCAUGGACGGUAACGGCACCCUCUUCGGUACCGUCGCUGGCAACACCCGCGAGGUGAUCCACAAGUUCACCGUCGACUUACCGAAGAAGCACGGCCGUGGUGGCCAGUCCGCCCUGCGUUUCUCGCGUCUGCGUGACGAGAAGCGACACAAUUACGUCCGGAAGGUCGCAGAGUUGGCGGUCCAGCACUUCAUCACGAACGACAAGGUCAACGUGACCGGGCUCGUGCUAGCCGGUAGUGCCGACUUCAAGACCGAGCUCAGUCAAAGUGACAUGUUCGAUCCGAGGUUGGCGGCCAAGGUGAUCAAGGUCGUGGAUGUGAGUUACGGUGGCGAGAACGGGUUCAACCAGGCGAUCGAUCUCGCAGCGGAGGCGCUUGCGAAUGUCAAGUUCGUCCAGGAGAAGAAGCUCAUCCAGCGGUACUUUGACGAAAUCAGCCAGGACACGGGCAAGUACUGCUACGGCGUGGACGACACGCUUAAGGCCCUCGAGCUGGGUGCCGUCGAGACGCUCAUUGUGUACGAGAACCUGGACAUCACGCGGUACGUCCUGCGCAACGCGGCGGGGGACAUCGUCGUCGUGCACGCGAACAAGGAGCAGGAGAAGGACCGCGAGAAGUUCAUGGACAAGAGCACGGGGCUCGAGAUGGAGCAGGUCGAGGAGCCGCAGCCGUUGCUGGAGUGGUUUGCGGACAAGUACCGCGAGUUCGGCGCGAACCUCGAGUUUGUGACGAACAAGAGCCAGGAGGGCGCGCAGUUCGUCAAGGGCUUUGGUGGGAUCGGCGGGCUGUUGCGGUACAAGGUUGAUUUCGAGAAUUUGCAGUCGGUGGAUGAUCAAGAGGAAGACGAGUUCUACUCCGACGACGAUGACAUCUGACGGCGGUGCCGGCUCCUAUUAGGAGCCUUGCCUGGGGACGCCGGUAGGGUCACGCCAGGUGAGGCGGGGGUGGGGGGUGGGGGAGAGCGAGAGGCCGAGUGGAAGCUGCAAGAGGAUUCAGUCCUGCUGGACUGUCCGAGAACAAAACAAGCUGUGGAUCAGUUGGGGCGUCUGGCAGAGAUAGUAAGACAUCGGAAAGACGCAAAGCAAGUGGAAGGACGAUAUUUGCGCGAAGAAGCUCAUUUUUCUGUAACGACAUUCAUUAUGUAUCGCGACGUAUUUAUUUGCACCGUAGGAGAGGAUAGGCUGGAGAGGGAUCGUGAGAGUGCUGUUGUAUAAGCAUCAUCGUUCCAGUGCGUCUUUGUGAUAGCUGUAUGGACUAUGUCUUGUUCAGUGUUUUGCGAUUGCAACUUGCUAUCAUACCCUACGUUCACUCAAAGUGAUGCCUGAGAUUGGAGAAGUACUGGCACUCCUCGUUGCGAUAGACUGCUAAAAGAUUCCGUUGGUCUCCGGCCC
Molecule: messenger RNA, 1923 nt
Organism: Gloeophyllum trabeum ATCC 11539
Lineage: Eukaryota; Fungi; Basidiomycota; Agaricomycetes; Gloeophyllales; Gloeophyllaceae
Product: peptide chain release factor eRF/aRF subunit 1
Exons: 5
Coding region: 91-1407 (438 amino acids)
Biological process (GO): cytoplasmic translational termination
Cellular component (GO): cytosol; translation release factor complex
Molecular function (GO): translation release factor activity, codon specific; sequence-specific mRNA binding
Source: RefSeq, a predicted model, not a curated record